This is a messenger RNA of Mytilus californianus (California mussel), 1525 nucleotides long. RefSeq lists its product as uncharacterized. NCBI's taxonomy places the organism in Eukaryota, Metazoa, Mollusca, Bivalvia, Mytilida, Mytilidae. Gene Ontology annotation, molecular function: mannosyltransferase activity. Bases 330 to 1418 code for a protein of 362 amino acids. The record is from RefSeq and is a predicted model, not a curated record. Gene Ontology annotation, biological process: mannosyl-inositol phosphorylceramide biosynthetic process. The transcript is spliced from 3 exons.
UCCUGUUUACAAUUUCCUGAAGGAAACCAAUCUAUAUUGAUGUCAUUUUUUAGACAAAUCUCUAGGCUGAAAAGUUCAAUAAUUUAGUAAAUCGUAAAGAAAUAAUGCCAAUGUAGUUGCUGAAAAUUAACUCAAGUGGAAUCAAAGUCAUUAAGGAUUCCUGCCAGCUGUAGUUUAAUUAAGACUGAUUUAAAGUGUAUUAGAGAAGGGUGGCAAUGUUACACUACCGGCUCAUGUAUACACGUGGAGAGUGAACUUCUUUCCACCGGAGCAACUCCUGAUCAAGUUUUAGAUAAAAACUUAUCACUUUCAAAGAUAUAAAUAAAGAUAUGAUAAUGGCCUGGAAAAGACUUAUAAUGAAGACAAUAGCCAAGGGAGAGUCAACUCCUACUAUUAUGGCUGGCAUAGUUUUACUGGUGGCACUUCAUUGGUUAAUUAAAUUUGAACAAAUAAAGGACAAUGGUGCAUUCCAAGACCUUGAUAUUCCCAUUUUACAGGAACAUGAUUUAUAUGGGUUAAAAUAUCCAGAAAAGUUCCCUGACCAAGGUCCUGAUAAAAUUCCUAAAAUUCUCCAUCAAACAUGGAAAAAUAAAGAAAUCCCCAGUAAAUUUAUAAAGUGGAUUAAAACAUGGUUGGUUAAUCAUCCUGAUUGGGAAUACUGGUUAUGGACCGAUGAAAGUGCAAGAAAUUUAAUUCAAGAAAAGUAUCCACAUCUUUUAGACACAUUUAAUGGUUACAAUGAAGGAAUACGAAGAGCAGAUUCAUUACGAUAUAUAAUUCUACAUGAAUUUGGAGGAGUUUAUGCAGACAUGGACAUGGAAAGUCUUAAACCUAUUGAUCCUUGGUUAAAAAAGUAUCCAUGUUUUGUUAGUCAGGAACCAUACGAACACCCAGUGUUAGACAGUAAUUUUGAACAUUUAGCCAUUAAUGCAUUGAUUGGUUGUCGACCUAAACAUCCAUUUAUGAAGAACAUGAUGGAAAAUCUACCACGAUUCCAACAUAUGUGGAAUGUACUUGACAGCACAGGACCACAUUAUAUGACAUUGAUUUUAAAUGAUUACAUACAGUUACAUCCAGAUCUUAAGGCAUCUAAUGAAAACUUCACAUACUUAGCUCCUCCCGAAUAUUUCUUUCCAACAAUAGAUCCAGCUAAAUAUUUUUGGUUUAGACAUCAAUGUGGUAAAUUCCAUAAACUGAGUAAAAUUCAACAAAAAGCCUGCAUGACAUUAAAAGUGAAAGGUGUUAAACGUAAGCCUCCUCACUGGAGUUUUACCAAACAUCAUUGGGAACAUACAUAUAUAGAUUUAAGAUUAUCCUUAAAAGGACCAGUCAAUGUUUUCAAAUUAGUGCCUCAAGCAAAAAUAUAUUCAAAUCAAAGAAGAACUGGAAAAGUAAGAGGGAAAAAAAGUUAUAUAUAGAAGCAAAUUAAGAUUUUUAAUUUUUGUAUUCCUAUGUUGUUUGCACUUGCCUGUUGUAUCGUAUAAUUUGUGAAUUUAUAUUAUGAAGAAAAAUCAGUCUUUUUGUA